GUGCAGUUUCAAAGUGUGAUUCUGUCACGUCUGUGAGGGGAUCAGAGCUUCCUACAAAUAGGAUGGAUCCCCAGGGAGAGGCACCCAAGAAAAACAACACGGAGCAUCUAGUUGCUGACAGGCGGGAAGGGAUUGGUGUUUGUGGCUGGAUCCUGGUUUCCCUUUCAUUCCUCCUGGUACUUAUUACCUUUCCUAUUUCCAUCUGGGCAUGUAUCAAGGUUAUCAGGGAAUAUGAACGUGCUGUUGUAUUUCGGCUGGGACGCGUACUGUCUAAGAAAGCAAAGGGACCAGGUUUGAUCCUCAUACUUCCAUGUACAGAUACAUUUGUCAAGGUUGAUCUUAGAACUGUCACGUGUAACAUUCCUCCACAAGAGAUUCUCACAAAAGAUGCUGUUACUACCCAAGUUGAUGGGGUGUUGUACUACAGGAUCCACAGUGCUAUCAGUGCUGUUGCUAACAUCACUGAUGUCCACUCAGCUACCUUCCUCUUGGCACAGUCAACCCUGAGAAAAGUUCUGGGUACUCAGAGCUUGGCUCAGCUCCUAUCAGGCCGGGAGGAGAUCGCACACAGUGUCAAGGCUAUCCUCGACAAUGCUACAGAGCAGUGGGGAAUCAAAGUGGCCCGUGUGGAGAUCAAAGAUGUUAGGAUUCCUGUGGCCAUGCAGAGGGCAAUGGCAGCUGAAGCAGAGGCUGCUCGAGAAGCAAGAGCUAAGGUUGUAGCAGCAGAGGGAGAAAUGAAUGCUUCUAAAACCCUCAAGCAGGCCUCCAUAGUGCUGUCUGAGUCUCCAGCAGGUCUUCAGCUGCGCUACCUGCAAACGUUAACAACCUUGGCAGCAGAGAAUAAUUCCACCAUUGUCUUCCCUCUCCCUAUAAAUAUGCUUGAGAGUCUGGGUCAGAAAAAUAAAAAAGGAUAGAGACUGUUCACUUCUAUAAUAGCUCCUUGGGCAGAGAGAUUGAAAAGGUUUCCCAGGAAGCAAGGAGUUCCAGAUUACCAGAAGUAAAAUAGAACUAUGCAUGUGUUCUCUGUACCAAAAAUAAGAGUAAAAAUAGUUUAACAAUCACAUAUAUAUAGUUCCCACAGUAGAAAACUGAGUUUGCCAAGUUCAGGCACUAAGC
Molecule: messenger RNA, 1116 nt
Organism: Cuculus canorus (common cuckoo)
Lineage: Eukaryota; Metazoa; Chordata; Aves; Cuculiformes; Cuculidae
Gene: STOML3
Product: stomatin like 3
Exons: 7
Coding region: 63-914 (283 amino acids)
Cellular component (GO): plasma membrane
Source: RefSeq, a predicted model, not a curated record